Molecule: messenger RNA, 4457 nt
Organism: Pimephales promelas (fathead minnow)
Lineage: Eukaryota; Metazoa; Chordata; Actinopteri; Cypriniformes; Leuciscidae
Gene: sp3a
Product: sp3a transcription factor
Biological process (GO): regulation of transcription by RNA polymerase II
Molecular function (GO): RNA polymerase II cis-regulatory region sequence-specific DNA binding; DNA-binding transcription factor activity, RNA polymerase II-specific
Source: RefSeq, a predicted model, not a curated record
CUUCCUGUCGGUGACGCAGUUGGCGAAGUGGAAGCCCCGCCGUCAAUCAAAUUAGGAAAAAAAACAAACUGGACUAAAGCGAGCGCAGGCACCGAUUAAAAUAACCAUGGUCGGAGUGUAAUUAAACGCAGAUAUCAGUCUUCUUUAAAGAACUCACGUAAUGACCGGUACGUAGGAUUUGAAGAGCGUGAGAUUGCUCCCAAUGAAUCUUUGUGCAAGCUAUGUUUAUGCUAAGCUAGGCUAAUGUUAGCAGGCGGGUGAAUCUGAGAGUUUAACAUCCGCGGAGCGCCUGAAGGGCCAGUGAAAGCGGGAGUCAUGGCGGACAGCAGCAGCGCGCAGGACGGCGGCGGCGCGGAUCAGGACGGACAGCCCUCGCCGCUCGCCCUGCUCGCCGCCACUUGCACCGGCCUCGGAGCAGAGAACGGGGCAAACACGAAUAAUAAUGGUGUUGCCGGGGUGAACGCAGACCUCUCAGUGCAGUUAACCGGGACGUCGGAAAGGUGGGAGGCGGUAAAGGACGACUCGGGUGUCCUGCAUCUCCCCGGCACGGGUAUCGUCACGUCCAACGGACAGUAUGUUCUUCCUCUCCAGAGCCUCCAGGGUCUCCAGAGCCAGCCCAUCUUACUCACGUCAGGGACCGACGCGUCUGCCGGCGCAGUGCCUAACAUCCAAUACCAGGUCAUCCCUCAGGUGCAGACGGCCGACGGGCAGCUGGGUUUCGAGGGGGCUUCGAUGGCGCAGGACGCCUCAGGGCAGAUCCAGAUCCUCCCGGACGGCACCCAGACCAUCAGCGUCACGGGCACGACGGCGGCCGACGUGAUCCGCAACACUCAGAACCUCAUGACCCAGUCUGGCCAGGUGCACUUCAACAGUCAGGGUCAGAUGGUCACUAACGUGCCUCUGGGUUUGCCUGGUAACAUUACCUUUGUGCCCAUAAACAGCGUGGAUCUGGACUCUCUCGGGCUCUCGGGGGCCCAGGCAAUAGCCACCGGCGUCACGGCUGACGGACAGCUGAUCAUGACCAAUCAGAGCGUGGAGAACUCGGACGGCUCGGAGAAAGCAGGGGAACAGCACCAGACACUCAACUCGAAUGCAGACAUGUUUGUGCCUACCACAUCUUCAUCCUCCUCAUCCUCGCAGCAGCAGGCCAGCACGAUAGACGGCACGGGCGUGUUGACGCAGCCUGUGGCGGGAGAGCAGGGAGACGGGUCGGGAUACCUCAGUCAGGGCACGGUGCAGGUGUCCGGGGGGCAGCAGGUCAUCCAGUUACAGCAGCUGCCCUUGCAGACCGGUGACGGUCAGGCCCAGCAGAACAUGCAAAACAUCCAGCUCAUCAACCCAGGCACAUUCCUCAUCCAGGCCCAGACCGUCUCACCGUCAGGACAGAUACAGUGGCAGACCUUCCAGGUCCAAGGAGUUCAGAACCUCCAGAACCUUCAGCUCCAGACGGCUCCCGCUCAGCAGAUCACUCUCGCCCCGGUGCAAACGCUGUCUCUGGGCCAGGCCGGCACACAGGUCAGCCUGAGCUCGGGUCAGAUGCCUAACCUGCAGUCGGUGACGGUCAACACCAUGGGCCAGGCGGGCAUUCAGUUCCAGCAGUCCGAGGACACCGACAGCACUGGAGAUAUUCAGAUUAAGGAGGAGCCUGAUUCGGAGGAGUGGCCUCUGGACAGUAGCUCUACGCUGAAUGCCAAUGACCUCUCUCACCUUCGUGUUCGUUUAGUGGAGGAGGAGAUGGAGGGAUUGAGCCAGGAGGGCAAACGUCUGCGCAGGGUCGCUUGCACCUGCCCCAACUGCAAAGAGGGAGGUGGGAGGGGAUCUAACAUGGGCAAGAAGAAACAGCAUGUGUGCCAUAUAGCUGGCUGCGGGAAGGUAUACGGGAAGACGUCUCAUUUGCGGGCUCACCUGCGCUGGCACUCGGGAGAGAGACCCUUUGUCUGCACCUGGAUGUUUUGUGGGAAGAGGUUCACGCGCAGUGAUGAAUUGCAGCGACACAGGAGAACGCACACUGGAGAGAAGAAGUUCGUGUGUUCCGAGUGUUCGAAGAGAUUCAUGCGCAGCGAUCACCUGGCCAAGCACAUAAAGACGCACCAGAACAAGAAGGGAGGAGGCGGAGCCGUGGUGUCCAGUGUGGGCGGAGCCAUGUCCUCGGACAGCAUCAUCACGGCGGGCGGCACCACGCUCAUCCUCACCAACAUCCAGGCCGGCUCCAUGCAGGGCCUCGCCACCGUCAACGCCACCGUCAACACCUCCAGCUCGCAGGACCAGCUGGGCUCAGCCGAGAUCCCGCUGCAGUUAGUGUCCGUGUCCACCGGGGACGGGGUCGAGUGAUCGUGUGACGAGUCCUACAGGAGAGGAACAUCAUCCUAAAGGUCCCGCCUCUUCCUGUACGACAUCACAUCCUCUUCUCCCACAAACUUUAGACUCCAUUUUGACUACGUCGAUCGAUUCCACGCUCACGCAUAUACCUUGCUUUUAUACCUUUACAUAUUUACCCUCCUUUACGUAAAUAUGUACAUUUACGUGAAUGCAUAUACACACACACACACACACACACACACACAUACACGCAUAUAUAAAUAUAUAUAUAUUUUACAAAUAUAGAGUUAUUGGGGGAUUUGUUCAUCUUUUUAUGGGGGAAGCAUUAUUUCUUGUUUCACAUACAACACUGAAAUGCCUUAUAUUGUAUUAUAAGCUGUCGUGUACAAAGGCCGAGUCGCUCAAGCAUCUGUUUCAGUGUGUACUUGUUGGAAUGGGUUUAAUCGCAGCGCUGGUGAUAAACGGGUGGCUGGUGAUGUUGAACGGAACGGUUUAGCCAAAAAGUGAAAGAUCUCUCAUUAUUUCUUCCCCCAUGUUUGGUUUUAGAAGAAUUACACACAACAACAGGGACAUAAACGGCCAGUUUGUGUCUCGAGCACUUUAUUUAAAAUAAUCUGAAGUCAUAUUGUGUGAGAAAUGGACCAAAAGUGGGUGAACAACAUCCCAUCUGGCCGCAGCUUGUUCACCAUUUGCCCCUGUAACGUUUAGUUGACUGUAUGUGAGAACCUGAUGCCAGUAAUGUUGACUCGUGAGCUUUGGGUGGAUGGGAAGUUGCAAAUCUGUUCCUCACCAAAAAAAAAAAAAAAAGUUUGGGAAUGUAGCGUCGUAGGCUUGAACUGCUUUUCGGGAAGUGGGGGAGUAAGUAAUGGCAGAAUUUCCAUUUGUGGCUUAGCUCUUUCUUUCAUUGUAAUUCUAGGUUGUAAGUGAUAUUCGUGGUGUAAGUUCUCCAAACAAGGAGAGAGAUGUAAAACAAAAGACCUUGCCUGCCAGUUUGCUGUUGGGAGUCAUGAAGGUGUCCAAUAGUGUCUUCUUAUUUUAUGUGGUUUUAUUUUGUGUAGGUAAACCAGGCCCAACGAAUGGGGCAAAUAUGAAACAAUCAUGUAAUUAAAAGCAUUUUAUGUACCAUAAUUCUCAAAACCUCUUCGAGUUGAUCAGAUCUUUCAAUAUGAAUUUGUUGCGAAUGAAGUCUUUUUGAGCAAAAAGAUAUUUAUAUACAUUGUAAUCUGGAUUUGUGGUGUCCACAACUGCUUUUCUAAAGGAAAAAAACUCCCUUCGGCUUUACUUUUUUAAAAGACUGGACUGUGAUCAGCAUCAAGAAUCGUUUGUAUGAAUCGGUUUGUAGUUCGCCAAACUGAAUUCGCACUCUUUGAUAAAAUCGAGAGAGAAACUGUUCAUUUUUUUAUUUUUUUUUGUCUGAUGGUUUUGCAGCAUUAAUGUGUAUAACUGUGUUUCAGGACCAAAAGAGCCGCUCCGGGUCGCUCUAUCAAUGCUGUGUCGAAACGACAGCCUAUAGGGGAUGUGUGUCAACCAAUGUUAAACAACCUAAAGCUUUGUGGGUCAAUAUCAGUCACAUCACUACCUAACUGCGAUGAUGAUGAUUUCACGUUGGUUCUCAGAGUCCUCCCUCAUUUUGUAAGGGUCAUCAGUCAGGACACACUCAUUUGCUGUCAGUAUGGCUUUCUUUCCACGCGGUACUGUACAGUUAUUCUCUCGGCUUACGUUUUUAUUCCUUCAACUAAUCAUGAUUGUCUCUUAUCCACCGAUUCUGAGUACCAUUGCCAAUUUUUUUUGUGUUGGGGGGGAUUUUAAACCUCCCAUAGCCAAGUUUGUAACGAUCAGAAGUUUCCCACGUGAGUUUGAUUGAAACGGUCCAGUGGGGGUUUAUGGCAGAUCAUGAAACACUAUCUUGUUUUCGGAGUUGUUCUUCUGUCACAGUGAUCCAGAAUUGCAUUUUUUUUUUUUAGUCUAUUAGUUUGUAAAGUCUAAAUUUGAUUUUGUUCAUUAUAAAUAGCAUCUUAACGUGUCACUUUUAUUAUUAUUUUUUAUUUGGUCAUUUUUUUCAAGAAAUCUUCAGACUAUUGUACAAUGCCCACUUUUGAGGGCAGCUGUUUAUUUCACACUAAAAUGACUAAACAUAA